Seminavis robusta is the source of this 2061-nucleotide messenger RNA. NCBI's taxonomy places the organism in Eukaryota, Bacillariophyta, Bacillariophyceae, Naviculales, Naviculaceae. The record is from the annotation of a GenBank genome assembly.
AUGAUAUUCCCAUCCUCGCUACUGCUAAGUUUGAUCCCUAUAGUUGCAGGAGGUGCUUGUAGAGGAGAGGGAUUGCCCUGUGAAACCGUGUACCACACGGUAACAUGCUCUGAGCAGGACAGCAAUGUGGAACAGUGUGCUGCUGCCCUUGGGACAUGCGAGACUGUUUGCGAGAGGAUCAGUGUCGCUGCAUAUGACUCUCCCUGCUUGUGCAAUGAAGACUUUCAGGGGUGUGAUGGUGACACCUGCGACUAUGAGAUUUCCUGUGUUGGGACAAUUAACUGUGCUGCUUUCGAAAAUGCAGUCCAUUGCUCUGUUACCAGAGGCUGCAAGUGGGACCCAUCCGCUGAACAAAUCACCAAUGCAGCUCCUUCUCCAACACUUCCUCCUGCCGGGCGUUCGGAAGCCAUUCAACAGUACCUGGUUGAUCAAGGAAUUUCCACUCGGGCUGCUCUUGAAAUGACUGGAUCACCUCAAAACUAUGCACUGCUCUUUAUGGCUGUCAAUGAUGAUUUGAGGCUGGAACCUCCCCAGGGGGGCAUCAAUACUACAGCUGGCUAUGAAUUUGUCGUUCGGUAUGCCUUGUCAGUACUCUUCUACUCCACCUUGGGACAACGAAUAUGGGCAUUUGGUUUGAAUUUCUUGGAGCCGACCUCUGUUUGUGACUGGCAUCAAGUUUUAGUAUAUUUAGACAACAGCACAGAAUUCAGAGGUGUUAGUUGUGACCUGAGUUCAGGUCAUCCUGUUGCUCUGUUUCUCAAUCAAAACAACAUGGGAGGCUCAUUACCAGGAGAACUUGGCUUUGUUACCACCCUAAGAGAAAUCGACCUAGACUUCAACAAUAUUGGUGGCACUAUUCCCAAUUCUUACCAGCAAAUGACAAACAUGGUAGAUUUCUUCGCAGCUGGCAAUCGUCUUGAAGGACCCAUCCCAGCCUGGAUAGGCAAUAUCACAACCUUGGAAAACAUCAACUUGAGCACCAACUACAUGACUGGUGAACUUCCCCUUUCUUUGGGCAACUUGGCGAACCUGGAAGGGUUGGCCCUGGAUAACAAUCUCUUCUCAUCAAAUGUCGAAGAUGUCUUUGAUUCUUCAAUGGUGCCUGGCUUAAGAAACUUGACACAGUUCUACUUGGAGAACAACCAGUUGACGGGGACUCUGGGAGACCAUUUUUUGCGAGAAAUGACAAAACUAGAGUAUCUUGAUAUCUCGGACAACUACAUUGCUGCAAGUAUCCCCUUACAAUUGUUCACUCUGCCAGCUUUGAAGGUCUUGGACUUGCAUGACAAUGACUUUACAAGUAUGCCAACUUUCUUCCAAGAAAACAGCAACUUGCAACUCUUGGCCAUGCAGAAAAACCAGCUUGCGGGAAAUCCUGUUCCCACAUCAAUCAAUGAGCUCAAAGGAUUGCAUCACCUGGAUCUUUCUCAGAACUUUUUUACUGGUGACAUCCCCUCAUCGAUUGGAGAUAUGACCAAUUUGACAUACCUCUUCUUGGCUCAGAAUGACUUUGAAGCCAACAGCAUCCCCUACUGGAUCGAAGGGUUGACAAAUCUGCAGGAGCUUUCUCUGAAGGACACACAACGGACCGGUACCAUUCCUGACUUUUUGGGUGGCCUGAAAGGAAUGUUGUUGCUGGAUCUGGACAAAAACAACCUGAUGGGAACCAUUCCUGUUUCACUAGGAGAUCUGGAGAAUCUAAGCAUCUUGCUAUUGAAUAGGAACAAUCUGACCAGUUUGAUCCCCGACACCUUCUCCAGUCUAAGUAGUCUGAAACUCCUCUAUAUCGACGCCAACGACAACGUUCAAGGUGACCUGGAUGUUUUGUUUUGUGCCAACCCCACCUUUGUGGCCAAACCAGUCAUUGUUGCAUCUUGUGAUAUCUGCGAUGAUUUUCCUGGUUGUUGCGCCCUUUGCUGCGAGGGGUCAACCGAGUGUAACACGGCAAUUCAUGUUCCAGAUCUUGAUCCCAUUUGGCAGCUUGGCUACAACCGUGUCUUUUUCACAUUUGGCAGAGAAGAUUACCUGGACAAGAACCGUGAUCCAAAUGAACGCUGGUAA